This is a messenger RNA of Apodemus sylvaticus (European woodmouse), 1891 nucleotides long. It is a transcript of the gene Chkb, whose product is annotated as choline kinase beta. Gene Ontology annotation, molecular function: choline kinase activity; ethanolamine kinase activity. Bases 365 to 1600 code for a protein of 411 amino acids. Gene Ontology annotation, cellular component: cytoplasm. The transcript has 10 exons. Lineage: Eukaryota; Metazoa; Chordata; Mammalia; Rodentia; Muridae. The record is from RefSeq and is a predicted model, not a curated record. Gene Ontology annotation, biological process: phosphatidylethanolamine biosynthetic process; CDP-choline pathway.
GCUACUGUCCAACCGCCCACGGCUCGGGAUUGGCCUACGUCACUUCCUUGUCGGGACACAGUCCACGCAGUAACCUGUCUUUGCAGAGACUGAUAGUCAUAUCGGCGUGACCAGAGCGCGCCCCACUCGGGGAGAGCUGCCGUCCCUCUUGGCCCUGAGCGCCGCAGCCCUGAGGAUCGCAUCUGGCUUGGAAACAGUCCCAGGACUGGAGCCACGAAGAAGGCCCAAGGAAGUCGCCAAGAGCCGAGGACGCCCAGAGACUCUCCGGCUUCCCGGAAGCGGAACCGGGCAUACCCGGAAGGAGCCGACCCCACCUGAAGAUUGCUGAGCCCCGGCAGGCGUUAAGCCUAACGGAGUCCACGUCAUGGCGGCAGAUGGAGCAGGUGUAGUCGGAGGAGGGGCUGUAGGCGGCGGCGGCCUGCCCAAGGACGGUUUGCAGGAUGCUAAGUGCCCGGAGCCAAUCCCCAAUCGGCGGCGCGCUUCCUCGCUGUCUCGUGACGCGCAGCGCCGAGCCUAUCAGUGGUGCCGCGAGUACCUGGGCGGGGCCUGGCGCCGAGCGCGGCCGGAGGAGCUGAGCGUUUGCCCCGUGAGCGGAGGCCUCAGCAACCUGCUCUUCCGAUGCUCGCUACCGAACCACGUGCCCAGUGUGGGCGGGGAGCCCCGGGAGGUGCUGCUACGACUGUACGGGGCCAUCCUGCAGGGUGUAGACUCCUUGGUAUUAGAAAGCGUGAUGUUCGCCAUUCUCGCAGAGAGGUCUCUAGGGCCCCAACUUUAUGGAGUGUUUCCAGAGGGCCGCUUGGAACAGUACCUCCCAAGCCGGCCAUUGAAAACUCAAGAGCUUCGGGACCCAGUGUUGUCAGGAGCCAUUGCAACAAGGAUGGCCCGUUUCCACGGCAUGGAGAUGCCCUUCACUAAAGAGCCCCGAUGGCUGUUUGGGACCAUGGAGCGGUACCUAAAGCAGAUCCAGGACCUGCCUGCCACAAGCCUUCCCCAGAUGAACCUGGUGGAGAUGUACAGCCUGAAGGAGGAGAUGAACAGCCUCAGGAAGUUACUAGAUGCCACACCGUCACCUGUGGUCUUCUGCCACAAUGACAUCCAGGAAGGAAACAUCUUGCUGCUCUCAGAGCCAGACAGUGAUGACAACCUCAUGUUGGUUGAUUUUGAAUACAGUAGUUAUAACUACAGGGGCUUCGACAUUGGGAACCAUUUUUGUGAGUGGGUUUAUGAUUAUACCUACGAGGAAUGGCCUUUCUACAAAGCAAGACCCACAGACUACCCCACGAGGGAACAGCAGCUCCGUUUUAUUCGCCAUUAUCUGGCAGAGGUUCAGAAGGGAGAGACCCUAUCCGAAGAGGAACAGAAGAAACAGGAAGAAGAUUUGCUGAUAGAGAUCAGUCGGUAUGCUCUGGCGUCUCAUUUUUUCUGGGGUCUGUGGUCCAUCCUCCAGGCUUCCAUGUCCACUAUAGAGUUUGGCUACUUGGUAAGUAAGCACUGCCGUGGGCGUGUUGGGUGGGGGCUGCAGUCGUGCCAUCCAGGACGUCUGGGCAGCCCCUGGUGGCUUUGGGCCUUCUCUCUGUGCCCUCUGGAUUUCCUUCCUUAGGAGUAUGCCCAAUCUCGGUUCCAGUUCUACUUCCAGCAGAAGGGGCAGCUGACCGGUUUCCCACUGUCUUGAGGAUCCAACCCCACCUCAGAUUUCUCCUGGAGCCUCCGGGGCGGGACCUCGGAGGGAGGGGCAAAGAGCAGAAGACCCCAGAGGCAGGGCCGUGCCUCUGCGUGAGACUGUUGAAAUAGCUGAUCUCUGUACCCCUUUCUUAGUACUUGCCCAGGGUGGGCAUCUGAGAGCCCCUGGGGCUGUGUACUUAAAUAAAUGAACUUCACAAAUACAAACUGA